This is a messenger RNA of Pipistrellus nathusii (Nathusius's pipistrelle), 1125 nucleotides long. Lineage: Eukaryota; Metazoa; Chordata; Mammalia; Chiroptera; Vespertilionidae. The record is from the annotation of a GenBank genome assembly.
AUGGCGAACCAGGUGAUCAAGUGCAAGGCAGCCGUUGCCUGGGAGGCCGGGAAGCCUCUCUCCAUUGAGGAGGUAGAGGUGGCACCCCCAAAGGCUCAUGAAAUUCGAAUUAAGAUUAUUGCCACUGCAGUGUGCCACACUGAUGCCUACACCCUGAGUGGGGCUGAUCCUGAAGGCAGUUUUCCAGUGAUCUUGGGGCACGAAGGUGCUGGAAUCGUGGAAAGUGUUGGCGUAGGAGUUACUAAGCUAAAAGCAGGUGAUACUGUCAUCCCACUUUACAUCCCUCAAUGUGGAGAAUGCAAAUUCUGUCUAAAUCCUAAAACAAACCUUUGCCAGAAAAUAAGAGUCACUCAAGGGAAAGGAUUAAUGCCAGAUGGCACUAGCAGAUUUACUUGCAAAGGAAAGAAAAUUUUACAUUACAUGGGAACCAGUACAUUCUCUGAAUACACAGUUGUGGCUGACAUCUCUGUUGCUAAAAUUGAUCCUUCAGCACCUUUGGAUAAAGUCUGCCUCCUGGGUUGUGGCAUUUCCACUGGCUACGGUGCUGCUGUGAACACUGCCAAGGUGGAGCCUGGCUCUACUUGUGCCAUCUUUGGCCUAGGAGGAGUUGGAUUGGCGGUUAUCAUGGGCUGCAAGGUAGCUGGUGCAUCCCGGAUCAUUGGUGUGGAUAUCAAUAAAAAUAAAUUUGCAAGGGCCAAGGAGUUUGGAGCCUGUGAAUGUAUCAGCCCCCAGGACUUCAGUAAACCCAUCCAGGAAGUGCUCGUUGAGAUGACUGAUGGGGGAGUAGACUACUCCUUUGAGUGUAUUGGUAAUGUGAAAGUCAUGAGAGCCGCGCUGGAGGCCUGCCACAAAGGCUGGGGCGUCAGCGUGGUGGUGGGAGUCGCUGGUGCCGGUGAAGAGAUCGCCACUCGGCCCUUCCAGCUCGUCACAGGGCGCACGUGGAAGGGCACCGCCUUCGGAGGAUGGAAGAGUGUAGAAAGUGUCCCAAAGUUGGUGUCUGAAUAUAUGUCCAAAAAGAUAAAAGUUGAUGAAUUUGUGACCCACAAUCUGUCUUUCGGUGAAAUUAACAAAGCCUUUGAACUGCUGCAUGCAGGGGAGAGCAUCCGGACUGUUGUGAAGUUUUAA